Molecule: messenger RNA, 2273 nt
Organism: Episyrphus balteatus (marmalade hoverfly)
Lineage: Eukaryota; Metazoa; Arthropoda; Insecta; Diptera; Syrphidae
Product: PX domain-containing protein kinase-like protein
Exons: 9
Coding region: 321-2228 (635 amino acids)
Biological process (GO): early endosome to late endosome transport; protein phosphorylation; endosome to lysosome transport
Cellular component (GO): late endosome; early endosome; extrinsic component of endosome membrane
Molecular function (GO): phosphatidylinositol binding; protein kinase activity; ATP binding
Source: RefSeq, a predicted model, not a curated record
AAAAAGAAAAUGAAAUAGAAAAAAAUAUCCAACCCAACCAACAUACCUACAAAAUUGUACAAGGGUUUGGUGAAAAUCAUUUUUUCCAAUUAAAAUCUCAAUUUCAUUAUUCUAUUUCCAUUUUAAAUUAACUAAAGAAAAUAUAUUAAUUCCUACAAAGUAUUUGUAAUUGAAAACAAGUAUUCUUCCGAACUAGAGAUACGAAAAAAAAAACACCUGCUGUUUUGGUGUGUCUGUCCACCAUCAUUGGUGGUUUGCGUUGAAAAAAAAAAUUCACCUACGAGGCACAAAAAUGUUUUCGCUUUUUGUUUGGACAACCAAUGGCUAUAUUUGAACAGAAACACGAAACAAAAAUCACGCUAGAUGACACCCUACAAGUAAAUUGUUUCAUAGAAACAGCUCAGACUGUGAAUGGACAUACGGAAUAUCUUUUGCGCCUGCAACGGGGACCAUUAAAAGAAAACAGUUGGAAAAUCUUAAGGCGCUACAAUGACUUUGCUGAACUCAAUCGACAUCUGCAACCUUCUGGUAUUGUAUUGCCAAUGCCUGGUAAGAAACUCAUUGGUAAUAUGCGCCCUGAUUUCAUAGCUGAACGGCGACAACAAUUGCAAGAGUACAUAGACACGGUCCUAAUGAAUCCAAUACUAGCAUCAUCGCUGCCGGCGAAGCGCUUCGUUGACCCGGACAGUUAUUCACAAUCAUUUCACGAUCAAGCAGUACAAAACGCAUCAUUAUGCCUUCGCACAGAAGGACACUAUUUACUGGGACAAACAAUGGGCGCAAUUGGAUGGCGUCUAAGAAAACAUUACUUUAAAGUGACACCCAAACCACCUGAGAAGUCUAGUAGCAAACAUUUAGUAAAGAGUGGAUCUCAAUCGCACCAAGCAAAGCAUUUUGCUUCAUCAAGUAAUGGUAGUGGCAGCUUAGAUUCGGGAUUAUACGGACCUGGAGAAAUAGUUUUGGAAUGGGUUGAAUUUGGGCCAGACAAAUAUAUGGACGACAAGGAGAUUCAUAGCGUGCUUAAAAGUUUUGUCGGCUUGCAACAUCCAUAUAUAGAUCCGAUUGUUUAUGCAGCAUCAAAUGAAAAUGGUAGUGCUGUUGUAAGGAGAUUUCACAAACAAGGUACUCUCAAAGAUAUUCUCUGCAUGUCAACUCCAAAAAAUCCAUUUUUGAAUAAAUAUGGAAAUCCAAAGGGACGAACUACGCUCUCAUUAAAACAAAUUGCUUUGUAUGGACGACAGAUUUUGGAAGCUUUGUCUUUUUUACAUGCGAAAGGCAUGCCAUAUGGCCAUUUACAUUCUGGAAAUAUUGUUAUCGAAGACGACUGUGUUAAGCUUUUGGAUAUAGAAAACUAUAUUUUGGGAGUUCCAGCAUUCUAUCGUCCAUUCUUUGUUCAGCACAGUAAACUCCAUUCAGCUGAAAUAAUUGACGUAUACUGUUUUGGUCAUGUACUCUUUGAAAUGACCUUUGGUUAUCCACUACAAGAAUCAGUUGCUCGUCAAAUAAGUGAUUGCGCCGAAGAUUUAAAAAAUAUAUUAGAAUUAAUUUUGUCAAAAGAAGCUUGUCGAGCUGGUCUUCCGACAUUGGAUCAACUGAUAGAGCACCGAUUCUUUACUGAGCAUGUUCCUAGUCUGCGAGAGCUUACAAGUCCAGGUGAUGGAUCAACUAAACCACAUUUUAAAUUAUCCGUAAAUGCCAAAGAACAAAUUCGCAUUGCCACACAAAAAUGUGAAAGUCGAUUAAGAGAUGAACAAAAAUCGGUUAAAAACCAAAAACGUCUGGUACGUGUGCAAGAACUGAUGAGUUCGGAGGAGGAGCGCAAAAAGUCUAAGCAAAAAGCGAAAUUAGAACACAAGCAGUCCAAAUUAAGACAGCAAAAUUCACUCCAAGCUAAUAAUGGACGUACGCCAUCUGCUUCCAGUGGCGGUGGGACAAGUGGAAAUUUGGGAACAUUGUCCGUACGAGCAGCACCAUUCAACAGAUCUGACAGUGUUUUGAGUGUAAAUGUAUCAAACGAUACCGCUUCAACACCCCCACCGUCUUCAGGAAAUAGCUCAUCUCCAUUGCCUGCAGUGCCGCCGCCGUUACCACCAACAACUCCCGUUGAACAGUCCCUAUCGCCCAAGAGUGCUCCUAACGUCAAUGAAGAAGGAUCGCGUUCAGUUCUUUUGGAAUCAAUUUCCAAGUUUAAUCGGGGAUCAUUGCGCAAAGUUCGAUCAAACGAUUAAAAAUAAUUUUCUGUUUGAAUAAAAACACCAAAAUUUGGACCAAAA